Molecule: messenger RNA, 1342 nt
Organism: Mustela lutreola (European mink)
Lineage: Eukaryota; Metazoa; Chordata; Mammalia; Carnivora; Mustelidae
Gene: IMMP2L
Product: inner mitochondrial membrane peptidase subunit 2
Exons: 8
Coding region: 318-845 (175 amino acids)
Biological process (GO): mitochondrial respiratory chain complex assembly
Cellular component (GO): mitochondrial inner membrane peptidase complex; membrane
Molecular function (GO): serine-type endopeptidase activity
Source: RefSeq, a predicted model, not a curated record
CUCCCGCGCGCCAGGGAAUGGAGGCGGAGCUUUCCGCCGGCGGUGGGCGGGGCUAGCACGGGGACUUCCCCUGGGCUGAGCUGCGCAGCGGGGUUUUGGCCAAAUUGGGCGAGGGCACAAAAUAACCACUUACCCCUUCUCACCGAGGACGAACGGGAGAAAGGAGAGAGAGAAAGCACAAGCAGGGGGAGCGGCAGAGGGAGAGGGAGAAGCAGACUCCCUGCUGAGCAGGUAUCCCUUUGCUGGGCUCAGUCCCAGCGCUCUGGGAUCAUGACCUGAGCCGAAGGUGAACACUUAAUUGACUGAGCCAUCCAGGUAUGGCACAGUCACAAGGCUGGGUGAGAAGAUAUGCCAAAGCCUUCUGUAAGGGCUUUUUUGUGGCGGUGCCCGUGGCAGUGACUUUCCUGGACCGGGUGGCCUGUGUGGCCAGAGUGGAGGGAGCAUCAAUGCAGCCUUCUUUGAAUCCUGGGGGGAGCCAAUCAUCUGAUGUGGUGCUUUUGAACCACUGGAAAGUGAGGAAUUUUGAAGUACAACGUGGUGACAUUGUGUCAUUGGUGUCCCCUAAAAACCCAGAACAGAAGAUCAUUAAAAGAGUGAUUGCUCUUGAAGGAGAUAUUGUAAAAACCAUCGGACAUAAAAAUCGGUAUGUCAAAGUUCCCCGGGGUCACAUCUGGGUUGAAGGUGAUCAUCACGGACACAGUUUUGACAGUAAUUCUUUUGGGCCGGUUUCCCUCGGACUUCUACAUGCCCAUGCUACACAUAUCCUGUGGCCUCCAGAGCGCUGGCAGAAAUUGGAAUCUGUUCUUCCUCCAGAGCGCUUGCUAGUUCAGAGAGAAGAGGAAUAAUGGCAUGAAACUCCCUCAGCUGCUGGCAUUGGCAGGCCAAAACCAUCCAUUACAGAAGGGAUGGAGAGGAGGAACCUUCAGAAGGGCAACGUUUGUUUCAAAUGAAAUGAUCUGCAUUAUUAAAGAAAAAGUGUUAAAAUAUUAUAUAGUAUUAAAUAGCAACUGAUUUUGUGUUUAAUUGUAAUACUCUAUUGCUCAAUGCCAAAAAAUACAGACCUUUGGGAAUAGGAAAACUUUAUUCCCAUGUCUUACAGGGAAAUUGUUAUGUGUACUUAGUCUUUCGAUUGUUGGGUUUUAAUUUUGGUGCUUGCUGCUGAGAGAAUAUGAAAAUUAAUAUUUGAUGAAAGUAAUUCAGUAAUGUCAUUUACUCUUUAGAACAUGAAGAAACAUACAGUGAUGGAAAUUAUAUUGUAAUUGACAGUAUGUACGAGGCAGUGACUGCUGGCUAAGAAGAACAGUAAACUGUGAUAUAAAAAUAAAACUGAUUUGCUCAGGUA